AUGGCAGAAAGGGUGCUCAUGGCUUCAUCUGGCAGGUCACUUCGUUUUGAUAAAGUUGGGAUAGGAACAAGCAGGAAGACGAUCCAGUGCAUUCCACCUCUGGCCGCCUCUGCGAGAGGAGCCGCCGCCAGUUCUGCGCAUCUGCAAUGGAUGGUCACGCGGAACUGCUCCGGUUUCCUGAUCAAGAGGAAUAAGCAGACCUACAGCAACGAGCCCAGUAACCUGAAGGCCCGCAACUCCUUCCACUACAAUGGGCUGAUUCGCCGCAAGACUGUGGUCGUGGAGCCGGCAGCCGAUGGCAAAGAUGUCCUGGUGGUCACGAAGUGGAGAUCAGGCCAGUGGACGCCUGCUACCUCCUAUGUGUGGACCACCAUCAGCAAGAAUGCUUGUGCCAAACUAAGCAGCAUCAGACGCAAGAUCUGCAAGAACAAGUACCCGCCCCCAACCUGCGCAUGGCUGCCCAUCAGCAGGGCCAGCGCCAUCCUGCACAGCCAGAAGCCUGUGAUGGUGAAGAGGAAGCAGAUCUGCCCCACCAAGAGCUCCUGA
Cebus imitator (Panamanian white-faced capuchin) is the source of this 546-nucleotide messenger RNA. Its product is annotated as 60S ribosomal protein L28-like. Gene Ontology annotation, biological process: translation. Gene Ontology annotation, cellular component: cytosolic large ribosomal subunit; ribosome. The record is from RefSeq and is a predicted model, not a curated record. Gene Ontology annotation, molecular function: structural constituent of ribosome. NCBI's taxonomy places the organism in Eukaryota, Metazoa, Chordata, Mammalia, Primates, Cebidae. Bases 1 to 546 code for a protein of 181 amino acids. The transcript has 2 exons.